UACUGUAUUGGAUAGAUGGGAGGUACUGUCCUGGCUGGAUGGGAGGUACUGUACUGGCUAGAUGGGAGGUACUGUACUGUAUUGGAUAGAUGGGAGGUACUGUCCUGGCUGGAUGGGAGGUACUGUACUGGCUAGAUGGGAGGUACUGUACUGGCUAGAUGGGAGGUACUGUACUGGCUAGAUGGGAGGUACUGUACUGGCUAGAUGGGAGGUACUGUACUGUUGGCUAGAAGAGGUACUGUACUGGCUAGAUGGGAUGUACUGUACUUUAUUGGCUAGACGGGAGGUACUGUACUGGCUGGAUGGGAGGUACUGUACUGGGUAGAUGGGUGGACUGUACUGUACUGGCUAGAUGGGAGGUACUGUACUGUAUUGGCUAGAAGAUGUACUUUACUGGCUAGAUGGUAGGUACUGUAUUGGCUAGAAUAUGUACUGUACUGGCUAGAUGGGAGGUACUGUACUGUAUUGGCUAGAAUAUGUACUGUACUGGCUAGAUGGUAGGUACUGUACUGGCUAGAUGGUAGGUACUGUACUGGCUGGAUGGGAUGUACUGUACUGGCUGGAUGGGAUGUACUGUACUGGCUAGAUGAGAGGUACUGUACUGUACUGGGUGGAUGGGAGGUACUGUACUGUGUGGAUGGGAGGUACUGUACUGUGUGGAUGGGAGGUACUGUACUGUACUGUGUGGAUGGGAGGUACUGUACUGUACUGGGUAGAUGGGAGGUACAGUACUGUACUGGGUAGAUGGGAGGUACAUUACUGUACUGGCUAGAUGGGAGGUACUGUACUGGCUAGAUGGGAGGUACUGCACUGUAUUGGCUAGAUGGGAGGUACUGUACUGGCUAGAUGGGAGGUACUGUACUGUAUUGGCUAGAAGGGAUAUACUGUACUGGCUGGAUGGGAGGUACAGUACUGUACUGGGUAGAUGGGAAUAUGUAAACCUAGCCAACAUAUCUGGGUUAGUAUUCUGUAUGUGAAAUUGAGACAUCCAGGCCCGCUAGCUAAACGGUGUGUGACUGAACAUUGUUAACUAUGUUACUCGUAUAAUGAUCAUUUGGGGGGAGGUGUUUAUGUUUGUCCUGGUACACACUUGUACAAGUCUGUAAUGGAAAUGUGUUUCUUACAUACUGAGACCCUGAGGGAGUGGGGUCGCGACCUUUUAUGGUGAUACCAUUCAGUAUUGGCUUCUGUACUCCCAACCCUAUUUUGUAAACCAGACACAGUGACGUGUGCAGUCUGGUUGAAAUACUGCUAUUCAGGCCUGUGAGCCGUCAUCACAACCUCGUCAACAUGUUGCUUUCUCUCGCCCUCCUUCCCUUGUCUACUGUUUUACGUUGCAGCCGUCAUCACAACCUCGUCAACAUGUUGCUUUCUCUCGCCCUCCUUCCCUUGUCUACUGUUUUACGUUGCAGCCGUCAACACAACCUCGUCAACAUGUUGCUUUCUCUCGCCCUCCUUCCCUUGUCUACUGUUUUACGUUGCAGCCGUCAUCACAACCUCGUCAACAUGUUGCUUUCUCUCGCCCUCCUUCCCUUGUCUACUGUUUUACGUUGCAGCCGUCAUCACAACCUCGUCAACAUGUUGCUUUCUCUCGCCCUCCUUCCCUUGUCUACUGUUUUACGUUGCAGCCGUCAUCACAACCUCGUCAACAUGUUGCUUUCUCUCGCCCUCCUUCCCUUGUCUACUGUUUUACGUUGCAGCCGUCAUCACAACCUCGUCAACAUGUUGCUUUCUCUCGCCCUCCUUCCCUUGUCUACUGUUUUACGUUGCACCCGUCAACACAACCUCGUCAACAUGUUGCUUUCUCUCGCCCUCCUUCCCUUGUCUACUGUUUUACGUUGCAGCCGUCAUCACAACCUCAUCAACAUGUUGCUUUCUCUCGCCCUCCUUCCCUUGUCUACUGUUUUACGUUGCAGCCGUCAUCACAACCUCAUCAACAUGUUGCUUUCUCUCGCCCUCCUUCCCUUGUCUACUGUUUUACGUUGCAGCCGUCAUCACAACCUCGUCAACAUGUUGCUUUCUCUCGCCCUCCUUCCCUUGUCUACUGUUUUACGUUGCAGCCGUCAUCACAACCUCGUCAACAUGUUGCUGUCUCUCGCCCUCCUUCCCUUGUCUACUGUUUUACGUUGCAGCCGUCAUCACAACCUCGUCAACAUGUUGCUUUCUCUCGCCCUCCUUCCCUUGUCUACUGUUUUACGUUGCAGCCGUCAUCACAACCUCAUCAACAUGGUGCUUUCUCUCGCCCUCCUUCCCUUGUCUACUGUUUUACGUUGCAUGGUUUUCUCACAGCGCAUUUGAGUUAAUUCAAUGGUUAGACUGUAAUUUCAAGCAAUAACUCGUAGCUCAACACACACCGUGUUUGUAUUAUAGUUGGAACAAAGAGGUCCCAGGUCUUAGUCGCUGUUCCACACAGUCGAUGUUCGUCGCUACCGUUCGGCACUUUAAAUUAGUGUAUAGAAACAAUGUGACACACACCAUUGUAGUUGUUAUUGCUUGGUACCAUUUGGCGAGGCUCAGUCUGUGUGAAGAUGACCAAAGUGCUUUUUAUUUACUGGAUACAACUGUAUUUAUUAACACAAAAUAACUGUUUCGGUUUCAUAUUAUUGGAAAUGCUUUCAGAAAACAUGGUGUUGCUUCAUCUUGUUGUUGUGAAGAUUGUCCCUCGUGUUUUUGUGGUUGCGAGAGAAAAGACACAAUUUGCAGUCACUUGAGUCUGAAAAAAUGUAUUUAGAAAAUGACUCUGAACCUGUCUGAAAUGCCAUCCUGAUCCCUAGUGCACCAGAGCCCUGGUCAAAAGUAGUGCACUACGUAGGGAAUAGGGUGACAUUUCCGACGCACACUUGUUUUUGCGUUGUGAUUCCGUUUUCAAAGGAAGUCUGCAUAUUUAUGUUGAAGAGAAGAAAAACAACUUUUAGUGAGCUGGUCUGUUUCCUCAGUUCUAGGUGUUUAUAAGGAAAAUAAAAAUGGACAUUUUUGUGUCACUCACUCAA
Oncorhynchus kisutch (coho salmon) is the source of this 2990-nucleotide messenger RNA. RefSeq lists its product as uncharacterized. The record is from RefSeq and is a predicted model, not a curated record. Bases 1291 to 2298 code for a protein of 335 amino acids. The transcript is spliced from 2 exons. NCBI's taxonomy places the organism in Eukaryota, Metazoa, Chordata, Actinopteri, Salmoniformes, Salmonidae.